AAGAGACUCAUCCAAUCAGCGUCGUUUUCGUUAUCAAGCGCGAAACUGAAGCCAUGGCAACUGCGAUAGCGUGAUGCUGCUGGUUUGUUUGUGUGAAAGUCUGUGAUAGUUUCAUAUUUAGAUUAUCGUAUGAUCGUGUGAAGUCAUGUGUGCGGCGGUGAGGUUUAUGGUGAUGUAUGUGGAUGAGUCUGUAGAUGUGUUUUAUACAGACGGGCGCCGACUCCAGCUGUCAUCUUGCGGCUCUGAAUUCAUUAUAGACAAACACAAGCUGUCACCCUCUGAUCACCCGCUACACACCAGAGAGAGAGUCAGACAGAGGACACGAUUCACCAUCAGCGAGUAUAAGACUUUGGUAGUUAAUGCCCUGGAGUUUAGAAACAAAUAUGCAACUCGCCCAUAUCUGCCUGAAGAGCUUAUAGAAGUGGAGUUUAAAAAGACUUUCAUGAACACAGUGACUGAGGUGCAGUGGCCGGCGUCUGAUACUUGCGAUAUUUUACGUGGACCUCUCGAGGAGACGUCUGUCUGUUCUGUAGAUGGUCAUGCUAAACUCAUUCUUUCCUCUUCUGGAGAGGAGUUCACAGUGGAGUUUAUCUGCAGGUCCAGCCAAAGUGAAGUAGACUCACAAUAUCAAGGGAUCCAACACAAAAGCACGUGUUUGCUAGGUGCCCUGUCAUCAAAAUCAGUCACGGAUAAAGACUUAAACACCUCAGCUGAUGCUCAAAUUCAUCGUCGUCCAGCUGCAGAAUCUGUGGAGCCAAUCAGCAAAACGUCCACUGUCAGGCAUCUGGAAUCACAAAGAACUGAAAGAAACACUGGACAACCUACAUCAAGUCAUGCAGAUCUACAAGACACAGAAGUUCAGCUACCAACAGAGCUGAAGUCGAAACUUCCUGAUGCGUUGCCUUUGAAAUGUCCAUCUCCUCAUCAGCACAGGUGGAGGUACGAGAAGGUGAAUCCUGAUUGGCUGGAGCAGGAAGUGGAAGUUACCACUGAGCUGAUGAAAGUGGUCUGGUGCAAAGGUGUCAUAUAUCGUGUAAUUGAUGGCGUGACAGCAGUAGUCGAGAUCUCACCUGGUGACGGCUCGGUCAUCAGAUCCAACGGAGCUCUGGCCAAUUACUUCACACAUUACAAAUCUAAAGCUGCUCACAGAGAUACUGUGUAUUACCUGAGUGGACUUCCACCCGAUGUCCCUGGUCAGCUGUAUUCUGUCAGAUCUGUGGUCACACGGGCCAGCAGGAUUCUGAAAUGCUUCAUCCAGGCCAGAACUUCUCUGAGGACUCAUUUGCCUUUUUUAUGUUGGAAAGAGACUGCAGUGUGUGAUUGUGUGAAUGUGGUUCAGGAGGUGAACGUGACGGGUACAGGAUGUUUUAAAGCGCUCUCAGAUGGGACUGCUGAGGUUUUGUUCCUCAACGGUGUGAGAGCUCAGAUGAUGUGGAGUUCAGACUCGUACACACCUGCACAGAAACUCACAGCAGAGGUCAGGCCUUCAAAAGAUGGUGUCAGAUCAGUCUACCAGACGGUCAGAUCACACUUGUCCAGGUAUGUGUCAGCAUUAGCGGUGUGGUGUGAGUGGGUAAAGCAGACAGAACAGAGCAAAAGCAUAGAGGGUGGGGCCCUCUCAGACUCGCCCAUCCUAACACACAUCAGCCAAUAA
Messenger RNA from Misgurnus anguillicaudatus (oriental weatherfish), 1654 nucleotides. The record is from RefSeq and is a predicted model, not a curated record. Lineage: Eukaryota; Metazoa; Chordata; Actinopteri; Cypriniformes; Cobitidae.